UUCCCUCACGAUAUUGCAGAAAGACUCGGCUUUCCUCUUCCUCUCCAAACCACCUCGAAGCAGGGACGUCAUCAGAAUAUUAUUUGAAGAAAGUGUCAUGGAAGUUCUGCGUCCACAGCUUAUAAGAAUUGAUGGCCGGAAUUACAGGAAGAAUCCAGUCCAAGAACAGACCUAUCAACAUGAAGAAGAUGAAGAGGACUUCUAUCAAGGCUCCAUGGAGUGUGCUGAUGAGCCCUGUGAUGCCUACGAGGUGGAGCAGACCCCACAAGGAUUCCGGUCUACUGUGAGGGCCCCCAGCUUGCUCUAUAAGCAUAUAGUUGGAAGGAGAGGGGACACUAGGAAGAAAAUAGAAAUGGAGACCAAAACUUCUAUUAGCAUUCCUAAACCUGGAGAAGACGGGGAAAUUGUAAUCACUGGCCAGCAUCGAAAUGGUGUAAUUUCAGCCCGAACACGGAUUGAUGUUCUUUUGGACACUUUUAGAAGAAAGCAGCCCUUCACUCACUUCCUUGCCUUUUUCCUCAAUGAGGUUGAGGUUCAGGAAGGAUUCCUGAGAUUCCAGGAGGAAGUACUGGCGAAGUGCUCCAUGGAUCAUGGGGUUGACAGCAGCAUUUUCCAGAAUCCUAAAAAGCUUCAUCUCACUAUUGGGAUGUUGGUGCUUUUGAGUGAGGAAGAGAUCCAGCAGACAUGUGAGAUGCUGCAAAAGUGUAAAGAGGAAUUCAUUAAUGACAUUUCCGGGGUAAACCCCCUAGAAGUGGAGAUGGCAGGGAAAUACAUGAAUGAUGAUCCUGGCAUGGUGGAUGUUCUUUACGCUAAAGUCCAUAUGAAAGAUGGCUCCAACAGGCUGCAAGAAUUAGUUGAUCGAGUGCUGGAACGUUUUCAGGCAUCUGGACUAAUAGUGAAAGAGUGGAAUAGUGUGAAACUGCAUGCUACAGUUAUGAAUACACUAUUCAGGAAAGACCCCAAUGCUGAAGGCAGGUACAAUCUCUACACAGCGGAUGGCAAAUAUAUCUUCAAGGAAAGAGAAUCAUUUGAUGGCCGAAAUAUUUUAAAGUUGUUUGAGAACUUCUACUUUGGCUCCCUGAAGCUGAAUUCAAUUCACAUCUCUCAGAGGUUCACCAUAGACAGCUUUGGAAACUACGCUUCCUGUGGACAAAUUGACUUCUCCUGAGGUAGAUCUUGGAAAGCACUAGAAACUGAACAUCCUCACCAGGUGCUGAAGAAAAGUCUCUUCAUUUUAUUUGCCAAGCAGAGAUGUGCACAUUUGGAUGGUGACUUUCCUGGGUGGUGCCUCUAAUGGUGUCUACAGCCAUCAAACUACCAGCCGAGAUGGUGGUGGGCAUAAAGAGAAUUUGUGCCUAUAACCCUUAGUGUGUUCUGGUUUUUUUUUCUUUUAAUUUUUAAAUUGUGGUAAAAUACUCAUAAAACAUACUGUCUUCACCAUUUUUAAGUGCACAGUUCAAUAACAUUAACUGUUAAUAGUUCAUUUUGCUGUGUGGCCAUCACCACCGUCAAUCUACAUAGGCUUCUCAGCCUGUAAAAAGGAAACUACCCAUUAAACAGUCAUUCCCACUCCUCCCAGCCCCUGCAGCCACCAUUCUGCUUUCUGUCUCUCUGGUUUUGACUGUUCUCAGUAUCUCAUAUAAGUGGAAUCAUACAGUGACUUGUCUUUUGUGACUGGCUUAUUUCACUUAGCAUAAUGUCCUCAAGGUUCAUCCAUGUUGUGUCAGGUGACAGGAUUUCCUUCCUGUAUUAUACAUAUAAUGGAAUGUUCCGUUACAUGUGUGUACCACACUCUGUUUCUCUAUCAGUGAGCACUUGGCUUGCUUCCUCUUGACCAUUGGGAGUAGUGCUAAUACAGACAAGGGUGUCUCUGCCUUUAAUUCCUUUACCACCCAGAGUUUUAUCUUUAGCAAAAUAACUAUUAAAGUUUUUUGCCUUUUAC
Cercocebus atys (sooty mangabey) is the source of this 1942-nucleotide messenger RNA. It is a transcript of the gene ASCC1, whose product is annotated as activating signal cointegrator 1 complex subunit 1. Gene Ontology annotation, biological process: regulation of DNA-templated transcription; DNA alkylation repair. The record is from RefSeq and is a predicted model, not a curated record. Gene Ontology annotation, molecular function: RNA binding. Gene Ontology annotation, cellular component: nucleus. NCBI's taxonomy places the organism in Eukaryota, Metazoa, Chordata, Mammalia, Primates, Cercopithecidae.